UAUUUUACAGAACUAGUUCUAAAAGGCCCAGUGUGUGGCCCAUUUCGCACCGAUCUUUCUCGACGUUUUCUCCAAACGACGUUAAGAAUCUGGGAGUUUGCAGAUUGAUACUGCCAAAAUGGUUGUCAUGCUAGUUGUUAUUCUGUGGUUCGCAGUUGCCGAAGCUUCUCAGUGCUCAAUUAAUGGAUUACCACUCGUGAAGAAUAUAAGCGAGCUUCCACAACACAAUUACGGGAGUUCUGGUUUAUCUCACACUACAAUUGCAGGUUCAGUCUUGCACGGCAUGAAAGAGAUAGAGGUGUGGCUUCAAACAUUUGCACCUGGAUCUCGCACACCAAUCCACAGGCACUCAUGUGAAGAAGUUUGUAUCGUCUUGAAGGGUGAAGGCACUCUCUAUCUUGCUCCUAGUUCACAUUCAAAGUACCCAGGGAAUCCGCAGGAGUUCCAUAUAUUCCCUAAUAGCACUUUCCAUAUCCCUGUUAAUGAUGUUCACCAGGUAGGGAACACUGGCGAACAUGAAGAUCUACAAGUUUUAGUUGUUAUAUCUCGUCCCCCAGUGAAAGUGUUUACAUACGAUGACUGGUCGAUGCCACACACAGCUUCCAAAUUGAAGUUCCCGUAUUACUGGGAUGAGGAAUGUUAUCAGACAACAACAAGGAAAGAUGAGCUUUAGCCAGAAAUGUAGACAAUUGCAGUUAACCACAUAAGCAUGGCGUUUGAUAUGUUUCAGUGUACAUGGUACAAAUGUAUUAUCCAGUCGCCGCAUCGAAAUAGCUUAAUUUUUAUUAGCCAUUAGUACAUUAUUUCUUACACGUAUGAUAGAUUAAUUCAGAAACAUGAUUACAUGUGGUUUCCCGGUUGCUGUUAUUGCAUUUUGAGUCUGGUGGGAGAUCAUUCUUAGACUCUGUAAUGACGGUCACUGCUCUAUACUCCAUCAUCCUGUGAAUAUCAGAUUAUCCAUCGACUUUGAAUAAGUAGACCAUCCAUAAUGUGUUCUUUUUGUCUUUC
Messenger RNA from Lycium barbarum (goji berry), 1008 nucleotides. RefSeq names its product auxin-binding protein T92. The record is from RefSeq and is a predicted model, not a curated record. Bases 119 to 673 code for a protein of 184 amino acids. The transcript is spliced from 5 exons. NCBI's taxonomy places the organism in Eukaryota, Viridiplantae, Streptophyta, Magnoliopsida, Solanales, Solanaceae. Gene Ontology annotation, molecular function: auxin binding.